AUGUCUCUAGCUCCACCACCGCCACCUCCGGCAUCCGUUGGUGGUCCCUGGUCCGACUUUGUGUCUCGCUCUGAUGCCUCAAUGGCCAAAUUACUGAAGGAUUCUUUACCCAAGACCAAAGCUACUCGAGCAACGUGGCUGGCCACUCACGAAGAGCUGGACGAUCAAGAACCUCCAGACUGUCUCAGGAUUGUGGAUGUGUACACGGGUCUCUUGCUGUUGCUGCUCUUGCCAGUGGCUGCCGUCGCCUACGUCGCUGUUGGGAUCUUGACCGUGCCGGGUUUAGUAGUGCUACGAAUCUACGUGGCUAAAGGUUUACAACGACCGGUGAAAAGUGUUCCUCGAAGUGCUGGGUUCCACGUAGCAGCGGGGAUCGUCGCAGUCUUGGCACUUCCAUGUCAAGUAUUUGUGCUGCUCUACUGGCUCGUGCUUUUUCCAGUCAUUUUUAUCUGUAGCUUGUUCUACUCAGUCAUAUCGCUCAAGAUACUGCUGUUACGAGGCAAUUUCGCUCUUAUGAAGAGCUGCAGUCGGUGGCCCAAGUGGAGUUGGGAUGACUCAGUGUGUGCCAUGAUAGGGACGAUGGACAGACAAGGCUUUGCAAAGCUGGUGCUCAAGUUUCCGUCAGCAGUCGUGAUUGCGCCGAUCUUGAAGUAUUUGCUGGGAUGCAACCCGCUACUGUAUCGCCUAGCUAUUCGACAACGAUGUCUAUGGACAUCACCUCUGGAUUUUGAUGACCAAAAAGCUGUUGCAGCAGUGGUGCAAGCAGCGUCUUGGACGCUUGUGAAUCUCACGGACCUGUUGCCGCAUCAAGUGAGCAAGCCACCACGACAAGACGAUCGAAUUGUUGGUGGCCAUAUUCCCUUUCCAGGACCCGACCGACUGAGUGGGACAGUUCUUGGUGUGUUCACAACCAAUUCGAUAAUUACGCUUGUAAAUGCGGACCAUAACGUAAACGGCAGCGUGUUCUACAGUAUGACAGCCAAACGAAGCAUAUACAACGUACCCCUGUACAUUUGGAACCCGUGUCAUUAUCUUACGGGCUACAUCGAGAUCAAUUUGCAGCAUGACGGAGGCAUUGAGCAAGCUAUGUGGUUUCUCGUAGGUGACAACUACUUGGGCAAUCUGCUGUUUGAGCGCACUGACGCACUGUUUUGGCAUUUCGACCCCAUUAAGCGUGGUCAGAUGGGUCCCAGCACCGUUAAAUUUAUUCGUGGCUCAACUGCGUCAACUAUGUCAGCAACGGAAUCCGUGGCGGUGAACGGCAGCAGUUUUGACUUAAGGCUUACCGUCGAUGGAACAGGACUCGAGAGCAACAUUGUCGAAGAAAGUCCGACAGCAAGUGAACAACCAUGA
Molecule: messenger RNA, 1353 nt
Organism: Peronospora matthiolae
Lineage: Eukaryota; Oomycota; Peronosporomycetes; Peronosporales; Peronosporaceae
Source: the annotation of a GenBank genome assembly